AUGGCAAGCCAAUCGCAGCCCAACGGCGUCUCUACCGCCUCGGCCGGCACGUCGCAGACCGUACCGAACACGCAGGCCACGGGCUCCAACCAACCUCCCGCCUCCUCACAGCAGCCGCAAGCAUCGCAACAAUCACAACAGCAAGGCCCUUCUCAGCCCGCCUCGGCCUCGGACCCGCGCCCUCGCGAUGCCCGCCUCAUCGAGCUCCUCCUGACCUCUCAGGGCGUUACAGCGUACGAGCAGCGCGUGCCCCUUCUCCUCCUCGACUUCGCCUACCGCCACACCUCGUCUAUCCUUAGCGACGCGCUCCACCUCGCCGGUGACCCCUACGUCACGCAAGCCGGCUCCAAGCCCUCUGCCUCCUCUGGCGCGACCGCCACGGCCCCGGGCGAGGCGCCCAUCACAGCCAACGCCGUCAAGCUUGCCAUCAGCGCCCGUCUGGCCUAUCAGUUCCGCGGGGGAAGUGCUGGCGGCGGCAUCAGCAAGGAACACAUGCAGGAGCUUGCCCGCGACAGAAACAAGGUCUCGCUACCCAAGAUAGUCCCCAACGAGUGGGGUGUGCGCUUGCCCAGCGAGCGCUUCGUCCUCACGGGCACGAGCUGGGGGCUUAAAGACUUGUGGGAGGGCGACGAGGAUGCAUCCGACGACGAGGACAUGGAUGUCGACCAGCGGCGGCCACAGCAGCCGGGAGGCGAUGCAAUGGAGGGUGUCGAAGGCCCCAAUCCUGAGGACGUCGGCGGCGACGGGGUCGAAGGAGGAACGGUGGAAGACGUCUUUGGCGAUGACGUGGAUGAGGAAAUGGCCGAGGAGUGA
Purpureocillium lilacinum is the source of this 813-nucleotide messenger RNA. RefSeq names its product transcription initiation factor TFIID subunit 9. Lineage: Eukaryota; Fungi; Ascomycota; Sordariomycetes; Hypocreales; Ophiocordycipitaceae. The record is from RefSeq and is a predicted model, not a curated record. Gene Ontology annotation, molecular function: protein heterodimerization activity; transcription coactivator activity; RNA polymerase II general transcription initiation factor activity. Gene Ontology annotation, biological process: DNA-templated transcription initiation; RNA polymerase II preinitiation complex assembly. Gene Ontology annotation, cellular component: SAGA complex; transcription factor TFIID complex.